Contarinia nasturtii (swede midge) is the source of this 1452-nucleotide messenger RNA. Its product is annotated as regucalcin-like. Gene Ontology annotation, biological process: L-ascorbic acid biosynthetic process. Gene Ontology annotation, molecular function: calcium ion binding; gluconolactonase activity. The transcript is spliced from 5 exons. Lineage: Eukaryota; Metazoa; Arthropoda; Insecta; Diptera; Cecidomyiidae. The record is from RefSeq and is a predicted model, not a curated record. The coding region runs from base 101 to 1042 and encodes 313 amino acids.
UAUUCAUAUAAGUACGGUUCACGCCCAACUGUUACAAUUCAUUUAUCCGUUACCAUACGACAGUAUACAUAGUGGCAGAGAGCAAUUAAAAUUUAUCAAAAUGUCAUUCAAAGUGGAAGCAGUUCAAUCACCAAAGACGAUCAUCAGCACUAGAUGUCAUUGGGAUGAGCAAAUGCAGAGUGUGUUUUACAAUGACGUUGAAGGUGUAAUUUUGCGUUAUGAUUUCAAGGAGAAUAAGGUAUAUUCAGCCACGGUCGAUGGUGAAUCUGCAAUUGCUUUCGUAAUUCCCAUUGCGAACCCGAAAAAACCGGGUCCAACUGAUGAAUUUGCAGUUGGAUUCGGUCGACGGGUCGCAGUCGUGCAGUGGGAUGGUCGAUCGUCAAAGGCAACAAUUAAAUCCAUCGUUUUUGAAGUUGAAAGCGAGAAAAAGGAUAACUUAUUUAACGCGGUCAAAGCAGAUCCCACGGGAAGAUUCAUAGGGGGAACAAUGCGAUCAAUUGAAGUUGAGGAUAUUUUCAUCCCGAAUAAAUUGGUGCCGGAUGGUGCUUUGUAUAAAUAUGUCAAAGGUGAGGGCGUCUACGAACUGGCAAAGAAUGUUUACAUAUCGAAUGGUUUGGCAUGGAAUGAAAAGGAGAAGAAAUUUUUUUAUAUCGAUUCCGGUAAAUUUGAUGUGAAAGAGUAUGACUGGGAUCCAGCAACUGGUGAUAUUUCCAAUGAACGUGUUGUGAUUGACUUCAGUAUAAAUGGUAAGAAUCCAGGAUUUCUUCCCGAUGGGCUUACAAUCGAUACGGAUGGCAAUUUAUAUGUAACUGCCUUCAUGGGAUCAAAAGUGUUCAAAGUCGAUCCAAAAGCUGGCAAAGUAUUGUUCGAAAUUCCGAUACCGGCUCAAAAAGUGACUGCAGUGGCGUUUGGUGGUCCAAAUUUGGAUAUUUUGUACGUGACAACUGGUGGAAAAGAUGACACCAAUGAAAAUGCUGGUUGUCUAUUCAAAGUAACUGGUUUGGGUGCUAAAGGAUUUAAAGGCGUUAGAAUUCACAUUUAAAAACUGUAAAAACUAAUCUGAAGCUGUAUUUUGAAAAGUUGACAAUUUUUAAUUCAAAAUGUUGGAAAUUUAAAAUGUUUAGAUGCAAAAAUGUAGAAAAAAAAAGUUUAGUCUGUUUACCUUUUAAAACGAUUUUUAGGAUUUGUUAACCGUAUUUACAAAUACAGUUUUUUUAUUCAUUUCUGCUUUAAUUUUUGGAAAAAUAUCAAUAGUGCAAAGUACAUAGCUUAACCCUCUAGUGCAUAGCCCUGCCUUUAGGCAGGGUGUAUAAAUUAUUGUCUAAAAUAUAUAAUAAAAAACAAAUGAUUCUAUUUACGAAUUGAAAUAUUUUCAGCAGGGUUCAGGCUUUCAUUUGCCGGUCAUUUGACAAGUGAAAAUAAAGCGGUUAUUUAAUCAUAAACUCAGAUGUA